Molecule: messenger RNA, 918 nt
Organism: Stegodyphus dumicola
Lineage: Eukaryota; Metazoa; Arthropoda; Arachnida; Araneae; Eresidae
Product: aldehyde dehydrogenase, dimeric NADP-preferring-like
Biological process (GO): aldehyde metabolic process
Cellular component (GO): cytoplasm
Molecular function (GO): aldehyde dehydrogenase (NAD+) activity
Source: RefSeq, a predicted model, not a curated record
UUUAUAAUUUUUUUCAUGCUUCAUUUAGUUGAUGCUUUACCUUUUGGUGGAGUUGGAAAAAGUGGUAUGGGGGCAUAUCAUGGAAAAUACUCAUUCGAUACCUUCUCACACAAAAAGGCCGUUCUCAUUAGGAAUUAUGCAAUGCUUGGGGAGAAACUUGGAGCAGCUCGUUAUCCUCCAUAUUCUCCAAGUAAUGAAAAAUAUCUGAGGAAGCUGCUCAAGAAACGACCAAAUUUAGCACCUCCACAUUUGGAUUACAUUUUCAUAUUUAUAAUAGGAUUUGCAACUGCCAUUUUAUUGAAAGUAAUACUUCAUUUUGCUGGAGUCAAAUAUUUCUAAAACAGAAGUUUUGUAUUAAUGAUAUAUAUAUCCUGUAAAGUCCAGUCAGCUGGAGAUGUAUUAUAAUGGCAUAUAUUAUGUAAUGAUUACAGCUUUCAUAUAGAAUAAAUAAUAAGAAUGAGAUAGUGAAUUUGCAUGAAUAAAGUGUUGAAGUCUGUGAUAUAAUUGACAUUAAUAAUUCAGAUACUUUCAUACAAUACUUAUGUAUGUAUUCUUAAUACUAUUUUAAUGAUGCAAACCAUAAGGGCAGAGAAUUUUAUGUAGUAAUUGUAAUUAAUUUGCCACUGAAUGAAAGGCACUCAUUUUUUAAUUAAAAAUAUAAAUACAGAAAAAGAAUUUCUAGGAGUAUAUCAAUUACCAUUUUUUCUUAUAAAAUUACAGUAAUUUUAAAAACAUCUUAAGUAUGAUUUGUGUCAUAUAAUGUUUGUUUUCCAUUUGUACAUAUUGUUGUAAAAAAGUUGUUUAUACUAAUAUUUUUAUAUUCUAAUUUUGUUUCCAUAUUUGUUUUGCAUUAUUUUUAAGCUUAUAAGUCUUAUUAUGUUCGAUUAUUGUCAAUAAAAUUUGUUAUUUAAUGUAAGA